AUGGUUGACACUGGGAGCUCGGUCGAUAUACUUUAUUGGGACACCUUCCAAAAGCUCGGCCUGGUAAAGGAGAACAUAAAGCCGGUACGCUCAACACUCACGGGGUUCACCGGAGCCUCAAUCUCGUCACUAGGGGUCAUCACCCUGCCCCUAACUUUGGGAGUCUUCCCGAAGGCAAAAACAGUGAUGACCUCCUUUCUGGUGGUCGACCUCCCCACGGCAUACAACGCCAACCUCGGACGGCCAACCCUCAACAAGAUCCGAGCCGUCAUCUCAACGUACUACCAAACCAUCAAGUUCCCGACCCACGAUGGGGUCGGGGAAGUGGCGGGGAACUCCUGGGAGUCCAGGCGCUGCUACUUGACUGCUGUGUCACUAAACAAGAGAGCGAGGGUCCAAUCCCCGUUGGAAGACCCCCGGGAGGGAAAAAAACCGACCCCCCGCCCCGAGCCGAAGGAAUCCACCAUCAACUUACCACUGAUCGAAGGAAGGCCCGACCAAACAGUCAAAAUCGGGUCGGGACUGCCCGAACAAGAGCAACAGCAGCUCGUCGGCCUUCUGCGAGCCAACGCCGACAUCUUCGCUUGGACGCCGACUGACCUAGUCGGAGUCCACCCGGAAGUCGCGCUGCACCACUUGAACAUCUCGUCCGACGCCCGCCCAGUAAAACAAAGACCCAGGCGGCAGGCCCCGGAUCGGCAACUGGCCAUCCGAGAAGAGGUAAACCGACUUCUGGCGGCCGGUUUCAUAGAAGAGGCAAGUCUCAAUAAUGCUUGCCCAAAAGAUUGCUACCCCCUACCGAAGAUCGACCAGCAAGUUGACGCCACGGCCGGCCACGCUCGUCUUUCGUUUAUGGACGCAUUCUCCGGGUACAACCAGAUCAAGAUGGCACCCGAAGACCAAGAACACACAGCCUUCCUCACCCAGCAAGGGAUAUAUUUUUACAAAGUCAUGCCGUUCGGGUUGAAAAAUGCCGGGGCAACCUACCAGAGGAUGGUGAACAGGAUAUUCGCCCAUCAGAUUGGACGAAACAUGGAGAUAUAUGUCGACGACAUGAUCGUAAAGAGCCGAACGGUGGAGACCCAUCCUUCCGACCUAGCUGAAACAUUCGACACCCUGCGAAGGUUCGGCCUGCGCCUCAACCCCGCCAAGUGCGCCUUCGGCGUGACCUCAGGAAAAUUCCUCGGAUUCAUCAUACAUGAGAGAGGGAUUGACGCCAACCCGGAAAAGAUACAGGCCAUCAUUGACAUGCAGCCUCCUCGGACGAUCAGAGACCUGCAGCACCUUAACGGGAGGCUAGUUGCGUUAUCACGUUUUCUUUCCCGAUCGGGAGAUCGCUGCCUCCCCUUCUUCCAGGCCCUGAAGGAUCCGAAGAACUUCCGAUGGACGACGGAAUGUGAGAGGGCCUUCGAGCGGAUGAAGCAACACCUGGCCAACCUCCCCCGACCCACUUCAGUCUCCCCUGGGGAGAAACUGAGUCUCUACCUCGCCGCCUCCCAGCACGCGGUCAGUUCGGUUCUGGUCAAAGAAAAUUCCAGCGACCAACUGCCGGUCUACUAUGUCAGCCACAUGCUGAGCGGGCCAGAAGAAUGCUACCCGCCAAUCGAAAAGCUGGCGCUGGCGCUCGUCCUGUCGAUGCGAAAACUCCGCCCUUAUUUCCAGGCCCACCCAAUAGAGGUAAUAACUGACCAGCCGCUCCGGCUUGUUCUGUCUAAAUUCGACGUUACAGGGCGUCUCCUCAAAUGGGCAGUGGAGCUCGGCGAGCACGACAUACAGUAUAUACCGCAGACCGCCAUCAAAGCACAGGCCGUGGCAGACUUCAUUGCGGAGCUGACCCCGAGCACAGGCGAGGAACUCGAGCCAUCGCGUGAGACGUGGACCCUCCACGUAGACAGGUCGGCCAACGCAAAAGGCACCGGCGCAGGGCUGGUGCUGGUGACACGUGACGGCCGCUCGAUCGAGCGCUCCUUCUGCUUCGGGUUCAGGGCCACCAACAACGAGGUAGAAUACGAGGCUCUCCUGGCGGGGCUCCAGUUGGCACUGGAAAUGCGGGUGACUGACAUACGCGUUAUCACCGACUCACAGCUGGUGGCUAGGCAGCUCGACGGCGGAUACGAAGCCCGGGACCUGACUAUGGCGAAAUAUCUGGCACAGGUAAAAAGCCUUGCCACCAAGUUCGCCCAUUUUGAAUUGUCGAAUGUUCCCAGGAGCGAGAACCAGCGAGCCGACACCUUGGCAAAAUGGGCGUCCGGCUCGGCCCCCUGGGCUCGACCCGAGACCGAAGUGCUCCCCCACCGAGCCAUAGAGGUCGUCGCCACGGUCACGGGCGGCGCGCCGGCCACUUGGGUACAGGAGAUGCUACGCUUCAAGCGGGAUGGGGCCCUACCCGACAAUGAAACCACAGCUCGACGCUUGCGUCGGACGCAGGCAUGGUACGUCGAAGAGGAAGGACGGCUGUACAAGCGGUCCUUCUCGCGCCCCUUGUUACGCUGCCUAGAGCCGAACGAAGCUCGGACCAUUCUGUCUGACAUGCAUGAAGGGGCCUGCGGGGAACACAUAGGCGAACGAGCCCUAGCGCACAAGAUACUCCGACAGGGGUACUACUAG
Musa acuminata subsp. malaccensis (wild Malaysian banana) is the source of this 2607-nucleotide messenger RNA. The record is from RefSeq and is a predicted model, not a curated record. Lineage: Eukaryota; Viridiplantae; Streptophyta; Magnoliopsida; Zingiberales; Musaceae.